Caenorhabditis auriculariae is the source of this 1444-nucleotide messenger RNA. NCBI's taxonomy places the organism in Eukaryota, Metazoa, Nematoda, Chromadorea, Rhabditida, Rhabditidae. The record is from the annotation of a GenBank genome assembly.
AUGUUUUCUAGUGAAUUAUUUGCUGACAGUGAUAUAUCAACUAGUGUCAUUCCAUUUUACGAAAUUGAACACGGAGUGGUGAGAUUUUUUUUUCUAGGUUAUUUUUAAUUAUCAGUUUUAGUCAGAAUGCGACGAAGAAGUUGUUUCCUGUUCCCCCGGCUGUUCAAAUCAUUCUCGAAAUUUUAAAUUUUUGGCAGGGAAAGAGAAACGACAAUUUUUGGUGAGUUUUCUAUCAGAAUUACGGUCGCGAUUUCUUUUUUUCUUGAGUUGUAAGUGAGAAGUUUCAGAACGUCAGAAUAGUCGAAAAAAGAGAGAGGGAGAAGAAAGAAGACAAAAAAAGAUGGGAAGCGCAAAAAGUUCAGAUCAACAGUGAGUCGCGUUGCGCAACCUCUAUCGCAUGGGUUCAAAGUGAGCGGUCGUUAAAAAAAUUCCCUCAAUUCGAUGUUCAGUUAACCGUUCAGAUGAAGUUGAAAAAGUUGUAGAUCAACUGGAAUUAUCGCAUUCGUUGAAGGUUUGAAGGAUGACAGUAGAAAAGUUAUUCUUUUUAUGUAGGAUUGCGACCCACCUUUGGCUUCUGCAACACAGCCAGAAUGGUACAAUAACUCCCACAAAAGAUUCGAAGAAGAUUGCAACGGGGAGACUGCCACACAAAAGGUGGAAGGCUCCCGAAUCUGUUGAAAAAGUCGAUUUCAGAUGGUCAAAGCUGUCUCUCUUCAUGUCAGGACCUUCAAAAUCCCUGUGACGACUUCAAGUGAAAGGUUUUAUUUUGUAAGAUGGAAAUUCAGUAAACAACUUAUUGUAGAGCAAAUGAUGCAGUCUUUGUCUGCGGCGUCGCAGGUUGUGACGCCGUGCUGAAGAGCAGCACAGCGCUCCGGAAGCACGGAAAGGUCCAUGCGAAGAAAACCUUCACCUGCGAACAAUGCAAAAUGAGUUUCGUCGAGAAGACAAAGCUGCGGCGUCACAUGAAGGUCCACAGCGGCGAGAAACCGUUCAAGGUACUAUCUGCGAUGCAGAAUGCAGACAAAUUCGUUUUGAGCUUCAAAAAUACUGAAUUCUUGAUGUACACAUUAGCUGUUAUAGUCUUUUGGACAUUAUUCCUACUAUAGAUCUUCCAAUCAUACAUUGGCUUUGCCAAACGCAUAGUACGACCGAACUGUUCGUAUAGUUUUCAGCCAUAAGAAGACUCUUUCUGAACACGUAUAUCAUCUGCAGAAGUCUCUGUUUCAGUGCACCUUUGCUUCUUGUGCUGCCUCUUUUUCUAAUUCUUCCAACUUGAAAGCUCAUGCUAAAACGCACACAGGUCAGCCUCUCUUCUGAGUAUUCAUAAAUGGAAUGUUUCAUUUCAGGAGACAAGCCUCACAAGUGCAAGUUCUGUCCGCGCGCUUUUCUUCAUCCAUACAAUUUGAAAGUUCACACGAUGCGAUUACACGCGAAAAAUAGGUAA